Molecule: messenger RNA, 2336 nt
Organism: Oncorhynchus nerka (sockeye salmon)
Lineage: Eukaryota; Metazoa; Chordata; Actinopteri; Salmoniformes; Salmonidae
Gene: pmm2
Product: phosphomannomutase 2
Exons: 8
Coding region: 1146-1985 (279 amino acids)
Biological process (GO): GDP-mannose biosynthetic process; mannose metabolic process; protein N-linked glycosylation
Cellular component (GO): cytosol
Molecular function (GO): phosphomannomutase activity
Source: RefSeq, a predicted model, not a curated record
CCUCCUCUCAGAGCUGUUGGCUAUAUGACCCUGUUCUGGUCCAUAACCUCACCAUGUACCCUCCUCUCAGAGCUGUUGGCUAUAUGACCCUGUUCUGGUCCAUAACCUCACCAUGUACCCUCCUCCUCUGAGGGCUAUAUGACCCUGUUCUGGUCCAUAACCUCACCAUGUACCCUCCUCCUCUGAGGGCUAUAUGACCCUGUUCUGGUCCAUAACCUCACCAUGUACCCUCCUCUCAGAGCUGUUGGCUAUAUGACCCUGUUCUGGUCCAUAACCUCACCAUGUACCCUCCUCCUCUGAGGGCUAUAUGACCCUGUUCUGGUCCAUAACCUCACCAUGUACCCUCCUCCUCUGAGGGCUAUAUGACCCUGUUCUGGUCCAUAACCUCACCAUGUACCCUCCUCCUCUGAGGGCUAUAUGACCCUGUUCUGGUCCAUAACCUCACCAUGUACCCUCCUCCUCUGAGGGCUAUAUGACCCUGUUCUGGUCCAUAACCUCACCAUGUACCCUCCUCCUCUGAGGGCUAUAUGACCCUGUUCUGGUCCAUAACCUCACCAUGUACCCUCCUCCUCUGAGGGCUAUAUGACCCUGUUCUGGUCCAUAACCUCACCAUGUACCCUCCUCCUCUGAGGGCUAUAUGACCCUGUUCUGGUCCAUAACCUCACCAUGUACCCUCCUCCUCUGAGGGCUAUAUGACCCUGUUCUGGUCCAUAACCUCACCAUGUACCCUCCUCCUCUGAGGGCUAUAUUUGUAUAUAUUAUGGAUCCCCAUUAGUACCUGGUUAAAUAAAAUACGAAGUAGUGCAAAACCCUAUGAAACUUGUUCACAGCUCAAUUCAGCUGGACUCUGGUGACAAAUAAAAUAAACUAUUCAAUUGUCUGUUGGUCAAUAAUUCAGUAUUUAAUGGUCAGGCUAAUAACUAAAUAUUUAGCGUUCCGGGAACGGACACGACGAGCGAAUUCGACGUUCCAAAGCCACGCCCACCAUGCGCUGUGAUUGGACAAAAGGGACUGUACUUCCGUAUACACAAAGCACAGAUGACGUUGCAGUCCGUCCACUAGUCUCUUCCGCCUCAUAUCAGUUGUCCGUCCUCUGUCCCAUGACGGCGAAUAACUAAUCCUCCAACACAUUUAUUACGAACAAGAUGAGUGAAGCUGUCGACACCACGACGCUGUGUCUCUUCGAUGUGGACGGGACGCUGACUGCCGCCCGACAGAGGGUGACUCCCGGGAUGGAGGACUUUCUGCAGCGUCUGCGGCGGCGUGUUCGAGUCGGCGUGGUGGGGGGGUCGGACUUCAUCAAGAUCAGAGAACAACUGGGAGAUGAUGUGGUCGAAAAGGUGGACUAUCUGUUUGCUGAAAACGGAUUGGUGGCCUAUCAGAAUGGACAGCUGGUAGCAGUACAGAGUAUCCAGGGCUGUGAUUGGUUGUUUCAGAGUAUCCAGGGCUGUGAUUGGUUGUUUCAGAGUAUCCAGGGCUGUGAUUGGUUGUUUCAGAGUAUCCAGGCGUACAUGGGGGAGGAUCUUCUUCAAGACUUCAUCAACUUCUGUCUCAACUACCUGGCCAAGAUUACACUACCCAGGAAGAGGGGGACGUUUAUAGAGUUCCGUAAUGGAAUGUUGAACGUGUCACCGGUCGGGCGGAGCUGUAGUCAGGAGGAGAGGAUAGAGUUCUACCAGCUGGACCAAAAAGAACGAAUCAGAGAGAAGUUUGUUGCCGUUCUUCAAGAGGAGUUUAAAGGCAAAGGACUGACCUUCUCUAUAGGUGGUCAGAUCAGUUUUGAUGUGUUCCCAGAGGGCUGGGACAAGCGUUACUGUCUGGGCCUGGUAGAGAAAGACUCCUAUAAAACCAUACACUUCUUUGGAGACAAAACUAAACCUGGGGGAAACGACUAUGAGAUCUAUGCAGAUCCCAGAACCAUCGGACAUGAAGUCACCUGCCCUGAAGAUACACAACGUAUCUGUCAAGACCUGUUCUUCAACUGACACACAGCAGUAAUCAGAUGUCUGAAGUGCCAAAGAGAUGUCCUGCCCUACCAUGUGAUCGUUAGGGCUUUCUGGAAUUCAUCUGGGAGUUCCCUGAUGCAGACAACACCGCUUUGGGGACACCCCUGUUUAGUAAACUAAUGGUUUUGACCGCUGGGAACUAUGGAAAAUGAAGCUUCUUCCAACCGUGUCUUUCUGCACAUGAACUUUAUCCACUUCCUGGAACCAUGAAAAACUGCUAUUGGUUAAACUAUAUUGACAUUGUUUGGUGUUUUAGGCUGGGUUUCUGUGUAUCACUUUGUUGCAUCGGCUUUAUAAAUAAAUCUGAUUGAAAACCCCUCCUAAAAUUAA